UUAUUAUUUCACCAAACAAUGACAACUAUAGACCCCCCUUCCCCACCCCGGCACCCCCACCCCUACCCCCACCCUCUAUAUCCCACCUCUUCUUCUCUUUUCCUUCUUUACAACCAAAGCCAAAACCACCCACAUAACUCACUCACAUUCACAUCAUCCCCCCCACACAUUGUGUUGUUAAAGACACCUCCAAACACCACUAAGAGAACAAUUAACAAAAAAUCAAGAAACCAAGAGCAAAUUUCAAGAAAAAACAAGUGCCAUGGAUUUACAGAUCUAUGGUUUCUUGUUAACUUUUUUGUUCCUCUCAUUCACCACCAUUAAUGUUGCUACAUUACAAGAAAAAGUACCUCCCCAGAUCAACUCAAACUCAGUACUUGUAGCACUUCUUGAUUCACACUACACUGAGCUAUCUGAGCUAGUUGAAAAAGCACUUCUUCUACAAACACUUGAAGAAGCUGUGUCAACACACAACAUAACUAUAUUGGCACCAACCAAUGAAGCACUCGAACGUGAUUUAGAUCCCGAGUUCAAGCGAUUCCUGCUUGAGCCCGGGAACCUAAAAUCGCUUCAGAAUUUGUUGCUCUAUCACAUGAUUCCAGCUCGCAUUGAGUCUGGAAAUUUGCAGCACCAGAAGCGUGGAAGUGGAAUGUAUUCCACGCUCUGCCACGGUGAGAAUCAAUAUCUACAUGUUCUUCAGAGAUUCAAAAUGGUUACCAAACCAGAUGAUAUAAUCAAACCAGAUGGAAUAAUCCACGGGAUUGACAGAGUUAUGAUUCCGAAAACCGUUCAAAUGGAUUUCAACGUCAGGAGGAACCUGCGUUCCAUUUCUGCAGUGCUCCCGGAGGGAGCACCAGAAGUUGAUCCCAGAACAAACAAGCUUAAGAAUAAGAAAUAUCCUUCAGUACCAGCAGGAGCGCCCCCGGCGCUUCCUAUAUACGCGGCAAUGGCACCUGGUCCGUCGCUGGCGCCAGCACCAGCACCCGGACCAGGUGGACCACACCACCACUUCGACGGCGAAACACAGGUCAAGGACUUCAUCCAAACCCUAUUACAGUACGGAGGUUACAAUGAGUUGGCUGAUAUACUUGUCAAUCUGACAUCACUAGCUACAGAAAUGGGUAGACUAGUGUCAGAAGGAUACGUACUGACCGUCCUGGCGCCCAAUGACGAGGCUAUGGCUAAGCUGACAACUGAUCAGCUUAGCGAACCCGGGGCGCCAGAACAGAUAAUGUACUACCAUUUGAUACCUGAGUAUCAAACGGAAGAAAGUAUGUAUAACUCCGUAAGGAGAUUUGGUAAAGUCAAGUAUGACACAUUGAGAUUACCACACAAAGUUAUUGCUGAGGAAGCAGAUGGAUCAGUGAAAUUCGGGUUCGGUGAAACGUCGGGUUAUUUGUUCGAUCCGGAUAUCUACACAGAUGGCCGGAUUUCCGUUCAGGGGAUUGACGGAGUUCUAUUUCCGGUGGAGGAGAUUAAGGUUGCUCCUAAAGCUGCUCCUGUUGUUGCUAAAGUUGUUGCUAGGCCAAGAAGAGGAAAGUUGAUGGAAGUAGCAUGUAGUAUGUUGGGAUCAUUUUGCCAUUAAAAAACUUUCUACAUAUUUUGAGCAAACAACUCUAAUGUGUAUGAAUUUGUAGGAGGAGGGGG
Capsicum annuum is the source of this 1647-nucleotide messenger RNA. RefSeq names its product fasciclin-like arabinogalactan protein 17. The transcript is spliced from 2 exons. The coding region runs from base 263 to 1585 and encodes 440 amino acids. NCBI's taxonomy places the organism in Eukaryota, Viridiplantae, Streptophyta, Magnoliopsida, Solanales, Solanaceae. The record is from RefSeq and is a predicted model, not a curated record.